Acanthopagrus latus (yellowfin seabream) is the source of this 3071-nucleotide messenger RNA. RefSeq names its product polyunsaturated fatty acid lipoxygenase ALOX15B-like. Gene Ontology annotation, molecular function: protein binding; oxidoreductase activity, acting on single donors with incorporation of molecular oxygen, incorporation of two atoms of oxygen; iron ion binding. The transcript has 14 exons. Gene Ontology annotation, biological process: linoleic acid metabolic process; lipid oxidation. The record is from RefSeq and is a predicted model, not a curated record. Lineage: Eukaryota; Metazoa; Chordata; Actinopteri; Spariformes; Sparidae. The coding region runs from base 26 to 2020 and encodes 664 amino acids.
GAUUCUUCUGCUUUCCAGAGUGAAAAUGGUGGAUUAUAAAGUGACCAUAUUCACUGGAGAUCACCUCUAUGCCACCACUUCUGACAGUGUCUACAUUAAGCUGGUGGGCACAGAUGGGGAGAGCGAUCACACAUGGGCCAAAGCAUCUUUAUCCUCCCUAACAGGAACAGAGUAUGGUUUUACCCUGUCCUGCCCUGAAUCCAUUGGAAAGCUGGUCCUGAUAAAGCUGAACAAACAGUCUUACUUAUUUGAGGAUGACUGGUUCCCUGCCAAGGUGGAAGUAAAAUCCCCUGAGGGAGACAUCUACACCUUUCCCAUCUACCGCUGGAUCACUGACAGCGAGGUGCAUCACUUCAGAGAGGGAACAGCUCUGAAAGUCUUUGAAGACAAGAAUCCUCUCGGCAGGGACAGUCGGGAAAAAGAGCUGAAGCAGCGAGCAGAAGAUUAUUGCUGGAAAGUGUAUGCAGAGGGAAUACCUCACUGCAUGGACGUAGAAGAAGAAUCUUCUCUGCCUCCAGAGGUCCUCUUCUCCUACACCAAGUCUACUGAGUUUAAGUUCACUGCAGCUGCAGGGCUGGCUGAGCUGAAACUGAAGAGGCUGGCUGAUUGCAAGAAAAAGUGGACGGACAUUGAGGGUAUCAAAAGGGUGUUCUGUUGCAAAGAGACUGCCAUCAAAGAAUAUGUACAGGAACAUUGGAAGGAGGACGCAUUUUUUGGCUACCAGUUUCUAAACGGAAUCAACCCCAUGUUGAUCAGACGUUGCACCACCCUGCCCAAUAACUUUCCUGUUACUGAUGGCAUGGUCUUCCUCCGUGGUCAGUCUAGUUUGAAAGAAGAAAUGAAGAAAGGCAACAUAUUCCUGGUUGACUACAAACUUUUGGAUGGAGUGAAAGCAAACAUCAUCAAUGGGAAGAAGCAGUACUUGAUGGCUCCGCUGGUGCUUUUGCACAAAACACCUGAAGAUGAGCUGAUGCCAGUUGCUAUUCAGCUGAAGCAGACUCCAGCAGACGACAACCCCAUCUUCUUUCCUACUGAUUCUGAGUAUGACUGGUUGAUGGCCAAGAUCUUUGUGAGAAGUGCAGAUUUCAACAUGCAUCAACUCAAUGCUCACCUGCUGCGCACUCACCUGCUGCCUGAAGUGUUCACAGUGUCACUGCUGCGCAACUUACCCAUGGUGCAUCCUCUGUACAAGCUCCUCAUACCUCACACUCGCUACACUCUGCACAUCAACCACAUGGCUCGAAAUCGUCUGAUAUCUGAGAGCGGAGUUUUCACACAGAUUGCAGCGUCUGGUGGAGAGGGUAUGAUCGAAAUCCUGAGGAGAUUCACGUCCUCCAUGACCUACAGCUCCCUCUGUAUACCAGAUGACAUUGAGGAGCGUGGACUGAAGUCUGUGCCGAACUUCUACUACAGGGAUGAUGGACUCAGGCUGUGGAAAUCCAUCCACAGGUUUGUGCAGGGAGUGCUCGGCUACUACUACCAGAAUGAUGCUGAGGUCAAGCAAGACUCCGAACUGCAGAAGUGGAUUUCGGACAUUUUUGUUCAUGGAUUCCUCUCCAAGGAAAGCACAGGAAUUCCUCAGAGCUUCACCUCUGUGGCUGAGAUGGUAAAGUUCGUCACCAUGGUGAUCUUCACCUGCUCAGCACAGCACGCAGCUGUCAACUCUGGACAGUAUGACUAUGCUGGCUGGAUGCCCAACGCCCCCAGCUCACUGCAACUUCCUCCACCAACCAAAAAGGGGACAACAAGUGAGGCCACGAUGCUGGAGACAUUCCCUGAUGUCAACACAACAGCUAAUGGAAUGGCCACCACGUGGCUACUCAGCCAGCAGUCCUCUGACUUUGUCCGUCUUGGCGACUAUCCAGAGGAGCAUUUCACUGAGGAGACUCCCCGCAAGCUGAUAAACAAGCUUAAUGGAAGGCUUAAAGUGCUAAAAACACGCAUCAAAGUCAGAGAGAUUCUGAAAGUCCCAUACACAUACUUGAAACCAGAUAUGGUUGAAAAUAGUGUGGCCAUCUGAGUAUCAGAUGAUGUGAGCUCCUCAGCAGUGGGCAAAAGUCAGGUUCACAUUAACAAAAAUGAGAAAGGAUCUGCAUGUUAGCAUGUGUACGCUUAUCUUUUUAUCUUUUCAUACAGCCUACUUGAUUUAACUGUGGUGAAAAUGUACUCUUUUAUAUCCUAAAUCCAUACUAGAAAAUGUAUGUUGUUAGUGAACAUACAGGGCAUCUAAUCAAACUAUAUUACUGGGGGAAUGAUGUUAUUUUACACACUUAUUGUAACGCUGUAGAAGUAAACUGUGCCUCAUGACUUAUCGUCAUGAUGAAGUUUAAAUAAUUUUAGGGACCUACGCUUUGCUAAAUUUACUUUAUGUUGUUUUAUGUAUCUGUGUGUUAAAAAUCUGUAUCUGUGUGUUACUGAAAGGAAGAUAAAAACUCUGAGUGCACCGUGUCUGUUUCAACUCAUGUGAGUUGGCACACAGAACAUAGUUUGUUUUAUAUAGUAGAAUGGAGGUUCUUGUCACCAGAGAACAAGAUCUUGUCUCCAUGGUCCUGUGCUCCAACACCUGUCUGCAAAAGUCAGGUUCACAUUAACAAAAAUGAGAAAGGAUCUGCAUUCUUCUGUUUUUAACUGAUAACUAUACUUCUGCACAUGUACGCUGAUGUUUUUCUCUUUUCAUUCAGCCUACUUGAUUUAACUGCAGUGAAAAUGUACUCUUUUAUAUCCUAAAUCCAUAUUAGAAAACGUAUGUUGUUAGUGAACAUACAGGGCAUCUAAUCAAACUAUAUUACUGGGGGAAUGAUGUUAUUUUACACACUUAUUGUAACGCUGUAGAAGUUAACUGUGCCUCUUGACUUAUCGUCAUGAUGAAGUUUAAAUCAUUUUAGGGGCCUAUGCCUUGCUAAAUUUACUUUAUGUUAUUUCAUGUAUCUGUGUGUCAAAAAAGGCCAAUACUGAAAGAAGACAAAAACUCUGAUCUUGUCUCUAUCGUUCUGUGCUCCAACACCUGUAUGGCCUUGGUCACUAAGAUGUUUUCCUCUCACUCUAUUCUGCAUUUAAUAAAGAAUGAUAUA